This is a messenger RNA of Aspergillus mulundensis, 672 nucleotides long. Its product is annotated as peroxidase family protein. The coding region runs from base 1 to 672 and encodes 223 amino acids. The record is from RefSeq and is a predicted model, not a curated record. NCBI's taxonomy places the organism in Eukaryota, Fungi, Ascomycota, Eurotiomycetes, Eurotiales, Aspergillaceae. Gene Ontology annotation, molecular function: peroxidase activity. The transcript has 4 exons.
AUGAUGAAUACCCUGGCAAACCACGGCUUCCUCCCACACAACGGCCGCAACCUCACCCGCCCGGUCGUGGUCGAAGCCCUAACGACAGCUCUACAUUUCAACGCCUCCCUCGCUGAUCUUAUGUUCGACAUGGCUCUUGUUGCGAACCCGGAGACGGGCGCUGAUUUCUUUACUCUCGACCACCUCAACCGCCACAACGUCCUCGAACACGACGCGAGCCUUAGCCGCGCAGACGCCCACUUCGGCUCAAACCACAUCUUCAACGCGAGCAUCUUCGCGCAAACCCGCGCAUUCUGGACAAACUCCACCCUAUCCGCAGCCAUGCUGGCGAAUAGCAAGGUCGCGCGGCAGGUGGUCUCCAAGGCGUUCAACCCAAAUUAUACAUUCACCGAGUCGACAGAGAACUUUAGCCUUGGGGAAGCAGCGGCGCCGAUUAUUGUCUUUGGGGAUAUGGAUCAGGGAACAGUGAGCAGGGAGUGGGUUGAGUAUUUUUUCUACAACGAGCGGCUUCCGACUGAGCUCGGCUGGACGAGGAAGAGUGAGGAGGUAACGCUCGCUGAUGUGAGCAAGGUCACGGAGAUGAUUGCGGCUGCUGCGAAUUUAAUUACGGAUUCUGGCACUACCGCUGUCCGUUCGAAGCGCGCCGAUCUACAUUCUGGGUUUGGGUUCUAG